This is a messenger RNA of Alligator mississippiensis (American alligator), 1474 nucleotides long. RefSeq names its product protein phosphatase 1 regulatory subunit 3F (gene PPP1R3F). The record is from RefSeq and is a predicted model, not a curated record. NCBI's taxonomy places the organism in Eukaryota, Metazoa, Chordata, Crocodylia, Alligatoridae. The coding region runs from base 199 to 1044 and encodes 281 amino acids. The transcript is spliced from 4 exons.
CUAGAUUCCUCUCUGGACUCCAACACCCACUGUGCAGUGUGGAGAAAGACAAUCCACAUGAAAAUACCCACACCCUCCUCCCCACCAUGAUGGGGCAGGGCUUCACAUAAUGGUGAGGGCAGCAGAACAUACCAGAGGGGAAAGUCAGGGGGAGGGUAAACUCAUCAAGACGCCAGAGAGCCUGGAGGAGGUGGGGGGAUGAAAAAAUCACGUCCUCUGGCUGUUUUCUCUGAAACAGUUUCUACGGAGGCAGGAAACACCCAGAGCGUGGCUGGGUCUGGGCCCUGUGUGGGCAAGGAGCUGAGAGCAGAUGAAGUUCCAUUCCUGGUCUAUCAUGAAGGAGAACUGGUCUUGUCCCUCUCUGCAGAGGAGACCCCAGAAAGCAAAACCCAGAACAAAUCACUGACUUCUGACCAGCUGCAGCUCACAAGACAGAUUCCAGCCUUGAUGGUCACCACCACAGCACCAGCGCCCCUUGACCUUUCUGUGGUGCAAAGCAUCCUGGGAGCUGGCUCCACUCCAGUGCUGCCCACCACUGGCCCGGAGGAGCCUGCUGUGGCCCUGUGGUCGGAUGAGGAGGCUGUGGACUGGGAGUUAGAGCAGCUUUACCUCUCCCAUCUCAGCCAGUUGCAGGCUGAGGCACUGGGGGGACCCCUGGGUCCCCUGGACCAGAUGGGGCCGGAACAGGCUCUGAACAGCGCCCUGGUGGAGGAGAUGGCACGGCAUGCAGCUGACAACGAUGAGGAUGCCCGCCACAGCCCCCCAGCCCUGCUGGAGGGUGCCUGCCGGCCAAUGGGGCCUGCCCUGGCUGUGCCUGCCCGAACGCCAGGUUCCCUGGCCGCUGGGGGGAGGGGCCUGGGGCUGGGGGCUGCCCUGGCUCACCUCUGGCCUUGGGGGUCGUGGUUGGAGGGGGUGUGGCCUGCAGUGGCCCCGCCCCAGCCACCGCCCUGGCCCUCUGCCUGCUUUUGGCCUGGUGGCCCUAAGCCCCACCCCUGUGGGUAUAAGACCUGCCUCUGUGGUCUUAAGGCCCCCAAGUGGACCUAGCCACUACCCCCUGUGGAUCUAAGCCCAUGCCCCCAAUCCUGCUGCACCCCUAUUUAUUUUUGUAUAGGGGCAGGGGCAGGGCUUUCAUGAGCCCUGGUGUGGCCUAAUGCUCCUCCCCUCAAAAGAGGAAGAGAGAUUAUUUAUUUAUUCAUGAAGCAGAGAACCCAGUUGUCUGGACUCCCAGCCUUGCCUUUGCUCUCACCCACCAAACUUCAAUCUCCUUAUCCAGACCUGGAGGAAACCCAGGGGUUCGGACUCCCAGCACCUCACCUCUUUGCCUGUCCCCCUCUGAGGCUCCACCUCCAGUGCUGUGCUUUGCCCUCUUCCUCGCAUCACGGGACUCUACGAGCUGCUGAUUACAAGGAGGCCUUAAAUGAGGGGCAGGGCAUCUGUGCGCAGUGUGGCACUAAUAAACAUCAUCCCAGUUGCA